Molecule: messenger RNA, 657 nt
Organism: Ostreobium quekettii
Lineage: Eukaryota; Viridiplantae; Chlorophyta; Ulvophyceae; Bryopsidales; Ostreobiaceae
Source: the annotation of a GenBank genome assembly
AUGGAUAAGCUGAUAUCUCAAGCUGAGGCCCUCUACCAGGAAAUGACAGCCUCAUGCCGCAACAACAUCAGCAAGGAGCACUCACUUUUGUCUCUGUCUUCUCCAGUCAUCAGAGACAAGACACAGCGAAGGACUGCCCCCCAGCAUACAGGUGCUUUUUUUGGCUACAAACCUCCGAAUUUGCAAACAUAUGCUGAUGGCACCUCUGCUCGCCCUGGCACAACAUUAGGCAACCUUUUACAAAACAUGCCCACUGACUGCCACGCCCAUGGAAAAGCUGCAGAUGAGCUGGAUGCCGAUCAGAUGGUCUCGAAAGCUGCAGAGCUGCGCACCAGGGCAGCAUCUGCAGACCUGAUCACUGCUCCAAGAGGAUGGAGGGGCGUUUUGGGCACAACAUACUCAGACAGGGUGUCUGUUCAGUUCAGCACUGGCAGCGACUGCGACAGCACAGAUGGUGUGUCCAUGGCUGACAGCGAUAACGAAGCUUCUGUUAGUCCAGAGACGGUGACAGAAGACACACUCCUCAACACACUGUUCUUCACCACCACAAAGCCAACAACGUUGGCAAAGCCCGCAAAGGUAGGCCUGGAGAAGUUUCACCUCGACAUGCUUUGGUGCCAGCUAUGCCAGACUGUGCAGUGGAACGAUGGAUUGUGA